Lutzomyia longipalpis is the source of this 2473-nucleotide messenger RNA. RefSeq lists its product as uncharacterized. Lineage: Eukaryota; Metazoa; Arthropoda; Insecta; Diptera; Psychodidae. Bases 1196 to 2440 code for a protein of 414 amino acids. The record is from RefSeq and is a predicted model, not a curated record. The transcript is spliced from 4 exons.
UUGGAGUUACGAACCUUUCACGAAAUUUGACGAACAAUGCUACGAACUUUUAUUUUCUGUGUACAAAAAUUGGUAGAAGUCUACCACCCAAUGCCCGAACCUUCACAAAAAUGACAUUACAGAAGAACCCCUUGAUGGAUUUGAGUGAAAUUUUUUUUAAAAGUUAGAUAAUAAUGUCUACUUUUAAUUUUGAUGAAAUUUGGGCCAAGUGUAACUUAUAAAAAUUAAAUGGUCAACGCCUGAAGUUAGGGUACCCUAUUUGUAACAUAAGGGUAUCACAUAAAAAACAUUAAAAAAGAACCACGUGACCGAUCGGGAUGAAAUUUUUUUUGAAAGUUAGGGGACAUGAUUAGCUACCAUUUGAAUCCGAGUUUGUUCAAAUCGGUCAACCACAGGCUGAGAUAUACUCGAAAGUGUAUUUUUUCACUAUGGUUCACUAGAAUGGCUGUCACGACUGAACCGCUUGACCGAUUUUCGAAAAUUUAUCAGAUUUGGAAAGGGAAUUAAAUUACCUUUCCAACGAUACUCUAUUCAUCAAAAUCGGUGCACUAGCGGCCGAGAUGCAAGGGGUCAAAGUGAAAAAUUGUAAAAUAUUGAAAAAAGUAUCUUCUACCUAGUUUUACCAAAAUGGCUGCCAAAAGCGAACGGAUUGACCGAUUUUUAAAAAUUUACCAGUUUUGGAAAGGUGAGAAAUGUACCUUUCCAAAACUGGUAAAUUUUUGAAAAUCGGUUAAUCACAGCCGAAGAUAUAGGCAUUUGAAUUUUGCCUUCAAAAAUAUCCCAUUUUAGCCUUGCCCGGAAACUUUUCGCGGGUAGUGUAUAUAUAUAAACUGAUUAGAUUCACUUCAAAGUUGGUUCUUUUUAAUCGCAUCCUUUCAAGUUCUGGAAUUACAAAAGAAAAUCAAACUUCCCCAUUCUACUACUACAGACUAGAUUAGUGGAAAAUAACUUGACUCCCACUCUUCACUCAUCACACAAUGAUAAAAACCAAAACGUAUGUAUGUAAAUGAGCUAAUAUACUCAUUGGUUACACACACUUGCGAUAAAAAUUAUUCCUCGUAUAUAAAAAUAAAUAUGUGAUGUCUAAAUCAUUUACUUUUAGUUGAUAUCUAACGCCCAACAGAGGAGCACUGAAAGUGUCUUAUUAGAAAACCAUUAAACGAUAUAUUUAAAGUUCGUUCAUAAAACUUUAAGGAUGCCAGAUUCAAAUCAUUACAAUAAGGAUGAAAUUAAUCCGCCCGAUUUCCUGAACCAGGAUUUUUUUGAAAAUGUGCUUAGAGAGUCAGAAAAUGAUAAAGCUCUUAAAAUAACACAACUCAAGUUGGUUCCUGGAACAAAACCUGGAGAUCAUUUUGCCAGUAUUAUGUUCAAAGCAAUUAUCUCUUACACCUCGAAAGGUAAAACAAUUGAAGAUCGAGCACUUGUAAUUAAAACAAUGCCCGUAGAGGAGGGCAUAAAAAAGGACAUGUUGAAGGAUAUGCCCAUUUUUGAUCGAGAAAUUGAUAUGUACACGAAAGUUCUACCCGAAAUGAUGCGAGUAAUGGAGUCAAUUGGUGAUAAGGAAGUACUUGCACCGAGAUUAAUUUAUCACAGCACUGACCCACCAACACUUAUCUUUGAAGACAUUACAAAACUCGGUUAUGAAAUGCACAACGGUUUUUUUGAUUUUACCAACACCGUAUUAAUUAUUAAGAAAUUGGCUAAAUUUCAUGCGGUCUCUUUUUACAUGAAUGAUAAUAAAUACAAUCACAUUGAUAUAGCAAAGUAUAAGACAAUUACUGGAGAAGAAAUGUUGGAGAAGAUGAAAGUUUUUUUUGACGGAUUUGAUUACCUCAAAGAAGAGGUAGAAAAUUGGCCGGGCUAUGAAGUAGUUGCGGAAAAGCUUGCAAUUCAGAAUGCCACAUUCAUGGAGAAAAUAAGAAAAGUUUACCAACCGAAUCCUGAAUCCUCUAUCAAUGUGCUCUGCCACGGAGAUUUUCAUGUCAGGAACAUGAUGUUCAUUAAAAAUGGACAAGAUAUCAAGGAAACAAUGUUCUUAGACUAUCAAGUUUCAUUUUGGGGAUCACCAGCCGUGGAUUUAAUUUACGUACUUUAUGCAGUUGGAAAUGCUGAAUGUCGAAAACGACGUGAAGAAUUGCUUUCGAUUUACCAUGGAGCACUCACAGAAUAUCUAAAUAAUUUAGGAUGUCUAAAGAAACCUCCGUCCUUGCUGGAGCUUAAUAUUGAAAUGCUGAAGAAAGGUGCAAUGGAAAUGUUAUGGAGUAUAUGUUUCCUACCAUUCUUCCACAUGGACUUUACCAAAGUUGACAUUGAAGAUUUUGUAAAUCCAACCCCGGAAGUUAUGGGACGUAUGAGAAAAAUGAUGUACACCGAUGAAAAUAUGGUUAAGAUCUUAAAAGUUGUACUUCCAGAACUUUUAUACAAAGGAAUUUUAGCUUGAAUUCAUUAAAUAAACUAGAUUAUUACCUUCGCA